Malania oleifera is the source of this 2148-nucleotide messenger RNA. RefSeq lists its product as uncharacterized. NCBI's taxonomy places the organism in Eukaryota, Viridiplantae, Streptophyta, Magnoliopsida, Santalales, Ximeniaceae. The coding region runs from base 691 to 1935 and encodes 414 amino acids. The transcript is spliced from 3 exons. The record is from RefSeq and is a predicted model, not a curated record.
UGGGAAGCUUUACCAUAUUCUUUUGUUUUUGUUUUUGUUAAUUGAAAUUUAAAGCUGAAUUUUCCCUUUGAAAUCCCAAAAUAAAAUUUAAAGAAGAAAAAAAACCCCUAAGCAGAAGCAAAGAAAACAAAAACAACCACCACAACAACAUUAACAUCAUCAUCAAUCAACAAUACAAUAGAGAGACUGGCAUUAGCUUGUGGUAACGCUCAUCGCCUUAUCGGAAGGCGAAGGUCAGUCAAAUCUCUUGAAUUCGAUCUCUGUUCCGCUAAUUUGAAUCUGUUCCUGUUCCCAAAUUUCCUGUUUUUUUGUUUUCUCUUGUUCGGAGAAAAAAAAAUGCUUCUGGUUUGGCAAAUCAAUACCUGUUGAGUAGUUUUUGUUUUUGUGUUUUCGAAAAUUUUUUUUUUUUUUUGGGGUGCUGAAAAUGUUUUUCUUUCUUUCUUUCUUUCUUUCUUUGAUGAUUUUGAGUUCAUAAUUUUCCGUUCCUGAGAGAGCGGUUGAAAGGAAAACCAAACAAAAGAAAGGGAUGUUUCUGAGUUGGUGUUCUCAUUUUUGAUGAUGGAAGAGCGGACCCAGCUCAACUGAGUCGAGUUGAGUCGAGGGUUGAGAUUUUUUUCCUCACAUUUUGUCAGCCGCCAAAGGGAAUUCUUGUCUUGUGCAUUGGGAUUCAGGGAUAAUUUUGCUGCAAUCAUGAGAUACAAGAGAGGUAUUAAAGUGGAGGUAUUAACACAGAAGGAUGUGCCAUCCGGAUCUUGGCGCAGUGCUGAAAUAAUCAGCGGUAAUGGACACACCUACGCUGUUAGAUAUGAUGCCCAUGUGGGCUCAACUGAUGAGGCAGUUGUCGAAAGGGUAUCGAGGAAGUCCAUCAGGCCUUUUCCCCCGCCUAAGGAAUUUUCAGAGAAUUGGGUUCCUGGUGACAUUGUGGAGGUGUUUGACAAUUUCUCCUGGAAAAUGGCGACAAUUUCAAAGGUUUUAGAUAGGAAAUUCUAUUUGGUUAGGCUGCUUGGAUCCGUCUGGGAAUUUAAAGUCAAGAAGGUUUACAUCAGGGCAAGAUUGUCAUGGCAAGAUGACAAAUGGGUCGUGAUUGGGAAGGGUUCUAGAAAUUUUCAAGAUGGCAAACAGACUAAGAAGUCUACUCCAAAGUAUAGUAAGAGCUCCCAAGUUCAACUAAUUGAAGCAGUGAUGAAUCCUCGUGCAAAAGGCGAUUGUGUUUCUGUUAAGAACAAGAUGUAUGCCCAGGAGAUGCAAACUGUUUAUAUGCGAACUCUGAAGAGAAGGAUGCCAGAUUAUGAUUCUCCGAUUGAGCCAUAUGCAGGAGCUGCCCAGAAGUUUAGAGUCACAGAGAGAGACGGUAGGCGGCUUCGAGUAAUUGCUGCAUAUCCAACCUCAUUACCUGAAAAGGUAGAUGCUGUUGCUUCCACACGAGAAAUGCUGGCUGAAAAACAAAAAAAUGCUUCUUUUAACAACAGAACUGGGUUUUCUGAAAUGGAUGUGGAGAGGUUGAAACCAAAUGGUGCUGUGGGGAGUUCAUUUGCAAUAAGCUUAGAGCUUAAUGAUGCUGAUAGUGUUACAUGCUCUGUUGGUAGUUGUAGUACUUCUAGUAACAUUCCCUAUGAGUUGCCUUCUCAUUCUUUCAUGGGUCCUGAAGAAGAUAUUGAUGGUAAUUUUAGUGAUGCUGAAUCUUUUUGUCGUUGGGGGAAUGAGGAAGGGGAGUUUUUCCUUCCCACAGAAGAGGAAUUGGCGGCAGAAAUUCAUAGGUUAGAGUUGCAUGCCUACCAUUGCACUAUGGUGGCAUUGCAUGCAUUGGGACCUCUAAGUUGGGAACAAGAAACAUUGGUGACAAACCUUCGUCUUUCGCUCCAUAUAUCAAAUGAUGAACAUUUGAUGGAGCUUAGAAACUUGGGUUGUACAGAUAGCAGCAUUCCAAUUAGAUGAUAGGAAGGAAGGCUUUAGGAUUUUUUGUCUUUUCUUUUUCUUCUAUAGGACCGCUUUCAAUUGAUCAAAUUGCCUUGCACAAUUAUAAAGGCUGGAUGAAAUGAUGUUUCCAUUGUGCCUAUUUUGGUUGAACAAUUUAUGGUCGUGUAGUUUAAAAUAUCUGUAUCAAAAACUCUUGUCAAGCAAUGAAUAUUCUCAGCUCAUUUUCAUGUA